Messenger RNA from Corylus avellana, 1109 nucleotides. RefSeq names its product E3 ubiquitin-protein ligase, putative (DUF177). The record is from RefSeq and is a predicted model, not a curated record. Lineage: Eukaryota; Viridiplantae; Streptophyta; Magnoliopsida; Fagales; Betulaceae.
UUGUUUAUUUUACAGAGAGAGAGAGAGAGAGAUGGCAGAAGCUUGGCAUGUGUUAUCAGCAAGAAACCUCAACCCGAUUCCCAGUCCAUUCCCAGCUAAGGCUAAACUCCUCAAGUUGCCGUCUCAGUCUUUAAGAAUCAGAGCUUCUUCUAAAAGAAAUGGAUGCUCACGAAAAACGGUGGGUAGGACUCCUCCACGCCGUCUGAUCACAAUAUCAACAUCAGAUGGAAAGUGGCAAGGGAAGUGGACCUGCGACUACCUUCUCUCUCUCCGAGACUUGUGCUUGCAAGAUUUGUUGGAAGGUGAAGAUAAAAAUGCAGGGGUUUUCGUCAAACUCUGCAUCCACAAGCACGCCAGCUUUGGUCUUUCUGUAGAUGGAAAGAUUCUUACAUCCUUUACUAGAAAAUGUAGUAUCUGCUCCUCACCAUACUGUAGAGAGAUUGAUACAAACUUCAAUGUAUGGAUUUUGCCACCAAGCAAAGAGAAUAGUGCAAAUCAAAUACCUGAAAUUGGGGGAGACGAUCCAUCAGUGAUCUAUGUUAAACCCGGAUAUGAAGCUGACCUUGAUUCACUAGUACAAGAGACAAUUCGUCUCACCAUCUCGGUAAAAGAUACUUGCUCGGAGUUAUGCGAGAGAUCAGAACCUCCAUUGCAAUAUGCCAGUGGACAAAGUGUGAGUUCUCCUGAUCAGAGGUGGUCUAGACUCUUGGAGCUGAAGAAUGCAAAUCACAACUUGCAUAUGUAGACAUUUGCUUCGUGUUUCACAAGUGCUUGAUGUGAAGUUAUUAGGUGUGGCGACCCGAUCAACCUAUAGGCAAUAUAUUCAUGUGGAAGUGGGAGCAACUAACAUAACAUCUAUCCGGUUAAAGCUUAUACCGUGUCAUUUUCAUAACAAAAAAAGUUGCUAUACAAAAGGUGUCAGAUACGACACAAUGCCAUAUAUAUAAAGAUCUAGCACACAACAAAAUAUGUACAAUAUAAAAAUGGACUAGUUUGUAGUCUGACACAAACAUGUGGUGUCCUACAGUCUCAAUCAUAGUAACCUAGGUAUAAGGCUACCGAAUCUUCACCAAUACUAUUGUCACCUGCAACAUCAACAUUGUCUAUGU